AUGAUUAUUCAGCUGCUAACGUUUCUUGUCCUGAUCAGUGCAUUAAACUGCCAAAAAAGUCCUAAGGCUCAAUUAUCUUUCCUUCUCAAACCAAAAAUUGGUGGCAAAACCACUGUUGCUUGUAUGGUGGACGAUGGGGAACCGCCAUUUGAAUUUAAUUGGUUUAAAGAUGAGCAAAAGAUUCAACACGAUUCGACAAUUCAUAUUGAUAAGUUGAGAGACUCUUCAAUCUUAACUAUCGAGCAAAUGUCGUCAAGUCACAAUGGGAAAUAUACAUGUAAUGUUAAAAAUAUGUAUGGAAGUGAUACACCAGCUAUCGAGAUUGCUGUUGAAGGACCACCUUCAUGGAAAUUCAAGCAACAGGAUAUCAAAUCUAAACCAAAUGAAAAUGUCAUCUUGAAAUGUUCUGCUACUGGUCAUCCAAAACCAAAAGUUAUAUGGAAAAAGUUUGAAAACUUGAAGUGGGUAACUCUGGGUGAUGAUAAAUUGAUUGGAAAAAUUUCUGAUGAUGAAAUUAGGGUCAGCAAUUUACAUAAGAAACACGAAGGAAAAUAUGGAUGUGAAGUAUCGAAUGGAUUUGGGCCUAAUCUUUGGAAUGAAUUCAAUAUUGACAUCAUUGCUCCCAAGGCUGGUCAAAUAUCAUCAAUAUCCAAGCCAAAGGAAGGCGGUGUAGCUACUUUUGCCUGUGCUACUGAAAGUGGCGAUAAACCAAUUCAUUUUAAGUGGUUCAAAGACGCGCAACCAAUUGAGAAUUCAGAAACAAUCAGGAUUGAAUCUUUAACCCGAGACUCCUCAGUCUUAAUAAUAGAUCCAAUCACAGUCAAGCAUAAUGGAAACUAUACUUGUGUUCUUAGCAAUAAUUUUGGAAAGGAUUCAUCUUCGAUACAAAUUAGUAUAGAAAGUCCUCCCAGAUGGAAAAAUAAGCCUUCUCAGUCAUAUAAAGUUCGGAGUAAUUCUGCUUUUAAUGUAUCUUGCUCUGGCGAAGGUUUUCCCCAAACUCGAAGUGAAUGGAAAAAAUUUACUGGAACAUCAUGGGAGCCAUUGAAUCAUGAUCUAAUUAAAACAACGCAAAGCGAAAUGAACAUUUUGAAAUCAACAAAAUUAUUAUCUGGUCGUUAUGGAUGUGAGGUUUCUAAUGGUAUUGAGCCCAAGCUUUGGUCUGAAUUCGAAAUCUUUAUUACUGGUAACAAAGUUUAA
Molecule: messenger RNA, 1197 nt
Organism: Tetranychus urticae (two-spotted spider mite)
Lineage: Eukaryota; Metazoa; Arthropoda; Arachnida; Trombidiformes; Tetranychidae
Source: RefSeq, a predicted model, not a curated record